This is a messenger RNA of Darwinula stevensoni, 196 nucleotides long. Lineage: Eukaryota; Metazoa; Arthropoda; Ostracoda; Podocopida; Darwinulidae. The record is from the annotation of a GenBank genome assembly.
AAUGAGAAUAAUAUCUAUGAGAAAACAUUACCCAUUACGUUUUCUCCUCCCCAGCCGGACUCUACUGCUUCAACGUCACCAUCAACGAAACGGCGCUGAGAGAGGCCCAUCGGGGUUGCCACGACGACGUGGGCCAGAACGACACGCUUUCCCACCGAGAGAAUGUGAGCCUCCUUUGCCGAUUCCGAGUAAGUGA